Arvicola amphibius (Eurasian water vole) is the source of this 2342-nucleotide messenger RNA. It is a transcript of the gene Mapk10, whose product is annotated as mitogen-activated protein kinase 10. The record is from RefSeq and is a predicted model, not a curated record. Gene Ontology annotation, molecular function: JUN kinase activity; ATP binding. Lineage: Eukaryota; Metazoa; Chordata; Mammalia; Rodentia; Cricetidae. Bases 387 to 1781 code for a protein of 464 amino acids. Gene Ontology annotation, cellular component: nucleus; cytoplasm. Gene Ontology annotation, biological process: JNK cascade; protein phosphorylation. The transcript is spliced from 15 exons.
CCCGCCCCAGCGCUGAAUUCGCAGAUCUCAGUUGCCACGGUCCUGUUUCUUCUCAUUUCGCCAGAAAACGAGUUCCUAGGGGUUUGAGUGAGCUAAAGAUUGGUUCUUCUUGGAAAUCACCUGUCUAUUAUUAUUUUUAAACAAUCUCCACACCUCCAAAGACCCUCCUCCUCAUUCCAGCUUGGAAUGUGGCUACUGAAAACCCAGUAGGGAGGAUUUCUGGGGCACGCAUCCCGACCAGGAUCCUGGUUCCCAGGCACGGAAUGGCUAGUGUGAGAACACCACUGGCAGGACCAUCUCAGAUCUUGGUUAUGGCAACUCAUGCAAGACGCUGUUGAAUUAGACUGCUUUCCUAUCGAUGAGAAACCACACAAGCAGUGGUAUUUAUGAGCCUCCAUUUCCUAUACUACUGCAGUGAACCAGCCUUGGACGUGAAAAUCGCCUUUUGUCAGGGAUUCGACAAACACGUGGAUGUGUCAUACGUUGCCAAACAUUACAACAUGAGCAAAAGCAAAGUAGACAACCAGUUCUACAGUGUGGAAGUAGGAGACUCGACUUUCACCGUGCUCAAGCGCUACCAGAACCUGAAGCCGAUUGGCUCUGGGGCUCAGGGAAUAGUUUGUGCUGCAUACGAUGCUGUCCUCGACAGAAAUGUGGCCAUUAAGAAGCUCAGCCGACCCUUCCAGAACCAAACUCAUGCUAAGAGAGCUUACCGGGAGCUGGUCCUCAUGAAGUGUGUGAACCAUAAAAAUAUUAUUAGCUUAUUAAAUGUUUUCACACCCCAGAAAACGCUGGAGGAGUUCCAAGACGUUUACUUAGUGAUGGAGCUGAUGGAUGCCAACUUGUGUCAGGUGAUUCAGAUGGAAUUAGACCAUGAGCGGAUGUCCUAUUUGCUGUACCAGAUGUUGUGCGGCAUCAAGCACCUCCACUCUGCUGGAAUUAUCCACAGGGACUUAAAACCCAGUAACAUAGUAGUCAAGUCUGAUUGCACAUUAAAAAUCCUUGACUUCGGACUGGCCAGGACAGCGGGCACAAGCUUCAUGAUGACGCCGUAUGUGGUGACGCGAUAUUACAGAGCCCCUGAGGUCAUCCUGGGAAUGGGCUACAAGGAGAACGUUGACAUGUGGUCGGUAGGGUGCAUCAUGGGAGAGAUGGUCAAAGGCACAGUGCUGUUUCCUGGCACUGACCAUAUUGACCAGUGGAACAAAGUCAUUGAGCAACUAGGAACUCCGUGUCCGGAAUUCAUGAAGAAAUUGCAGCCCACAGUCAGAAACUACGUGGAGAAUCGGCCCAAGUAUGCAGGACUCACCUUCCCAAAGCUCUUUCCUGAUUCCCUCUUCCCAGCAGACUCCGAGCACAAUAAACUUAAAGCCAGCCAAGCCAGGGAUUUGUUAUCAAAGAUGCUAGUGAUUGACCCGGCCAAGAGGAUAUCGGUGGACGAUGCCUUACAGCACCCGUACAUCAACGUUUGGUACGACCCUGCGGAAGUGGAGGCGCCGCCUCCUCAGAUAUACGACAAACAGCUGGACGAGCGGGAGCACACCAUUGAAGAAUGGAAAGAACUUAUCUACAAGGAAGUAAUGAACUCAGAAGAAAAGACUAAAAAUGGCGUGGUGAAAGGACAGCCCUCCCCUUCAGGUGCAGCAGUGAACAGCAGUGAGAGUCUCCCUCCAUCCUCGUCUGUCAACGACAUCUCCUCCAUGUCCACCGACCAGACCCUCGCAUCCGACACUGACAGCAGCCUGGAAGCCUCGGCAGGACCGUUGGGUUGUUGCAGGUGACUAGCCGCCUGCCUGCGAAACCCAGCGUUCUUCAGGAGAUGACGGGAUAGAACACAGCACACAUGCACACACACACACACAGUUCGCACGCACAUAUGCAUACACAAAGACACUCUCACACACGCACAGAUGCACACACGCGAUGUCAAGAAAAUAGCAAGAGAGAGAUCCAACCUGGAAUUAGGAUAAAUCUUUCUGCCUGCUUCUCCAAAGUUCUGUAUCACAGCUAAGCCGAAAUGUAUACUUAACUUCUAGUAGCUCUCGCUUCGGUCUCCUUCCAACAGUGCUUACUACACAGAACAAACCAGACACAAUUAGAGAAGCCUUUCCCUAAAGUGUAAUUUAAGUGGCUGCAGAACCAGCAACCCGUAACUGCCCUUCAAAUGGCAUGACAAGGUGUGCAGUGGCCCCAUCCAGCAUGUGUGUGUCUCUAUCUUGCAUCUACCUGCUCCUCUUGGCCUAGUCAGAUGGGUGUAGAUACAGAUCUGCAUGUGUCUGUAUUCAUACGGCACUUCUUAGAGAUGCUCCUGUCAGUGUCCUCGGGACUGCCACCAAGACACC